This is a messenger RNA of Schistocerca nitens (vagrant locust), 975 nucleotides long. RefSeq names its product transcription factor HES-1-like. The coding region runs from base 1 to 975 and encodes 324 amino acids. NCBI's taxonomy places the organism in Eukaryota, Metazoa, Arthropoda, Insecta, Orthoptera, Acrididae. The record is from RefSeq and is a predicted model, not a curated record. The transcript is spliced from 8 exons. Gene Ontology annotation, biological process: regulation of neurogenesis; anterior/posterior pattern specification; regulation of transcription by RNA polymerase II. Gene Ontology annotation, cellular component: nucleus. Gene Ontology annotation, molecular function: protein dimerization activity; DNA-binding transcription factor activity, RNA polymerase II-specific; RNA polymerase II cis-regulatory region sequence-specific DNA binding.
AUGAGAAAGACGCAGCACCAGCAGCACCAGCACCAGCACCAGGCGGGACACCACAAGGACGCCAACACCAAGGCCGCCCCCGCCAUCCGCUCCGACGGCAGAAGGGCCAACAAGCCACUGAUGGAGAAGCGACGCCGAGCCCGCAUCAACCAGAGCCUGGCCGCUCUCAAGACGCUCAUCCUGGACUCGGCGCGGCUCGAGCAGAACACGAAGCACUCCAAGCUGGAGAAGGCGGACAUCCUAGAGCUGACGGUGCGCCACCUCCAGCGGCAGAAGGCGCUCGGCUCCAGCUCCGUGCUCUCCAAGUUCCGCGCCGGAUUCCAGGAGUGCGCCCGAGAGGUGGGCCGCUUCCUGGAGUCGCCCGAGGUGGUGCUGGCGCCGCCCGAGCCGCACGCGUCGCUCAAGCAGCGCCUGCUGCGCCACCUGGAGAGCUGCGUGGCCGAGCUGGACCUGGACCUGGGGCUGGCGAUGCGCGCCGAGGAGAGCUCCAAGCCCGACUCGAGCUCGGGGCAGGCGCAGGCCCCGCUGCCCGGCUCCUCCUGCUCCUCCUCGUCCGCCUCCGCCUCGUCCGCCGCCUCCAGCACCGCCCCCGCGCCCGGCGCCCCCGCCGCCAGGGGCGACGAGAACAACAACCGCGGCCAGCGCACGCACAGUGCCAGCGGCAAGGCAUCCCCGGGGUCGCUGCUGGGUAGCCGCCUGCUGUCCGCCAGCCAGAGCCCGGAGCCCGCGUCGCCGCUGGACGCCACCAACCCCCUACUCUCCGUCGUACAGGUGAUCCCGUCACGGCUGCCGGACGGCCAGCUGGUGUUCCUGCUGCCGUCGCACUACGUGCAGCUGGCCGCUGCCGCCGCCGCCGCCUGUCCUGACCAGUUCGAUGUGGCCUGCCACAAGUUCUUCUCCUCUGACAACUCGUUCGUUGCUGGCCCAGCUCUCUGGAACUCCUCAGUCCGUCCUUCAGGUAAUGGCGACCCCUGA